GACCGAUUCUAAUCCAACUUCACGCUACGAAACUUUCGCAUUUAUACGAUGGAUGACCGCAGACGAAGCAGAUCUCCCGAUCGCGAAAAAUCUAGAAAAUCCACAGGCGGGUUUCGAUGGAAGGAAAAACGACGCGACGAUGGUGAUUCCAGAGGCGCAGGCGACGACCGCAGAUUAGAGCGCGGAUACAGAGGAGGGGAUCGACCACGUUCGCCACGGAGGGAUCGAGAUCGCGAUUCAGAUCGAUACGGAGACCGGUAUAGGGAUGGUGAUCGCAGAGACGGUGAUCGGGGUCGGGAACGGACAGAGCGUGAUGAGAAGGAGGAAAAGCGGGAGAGGAAGAGAGAGAAGAGGGAGAAGAAGGCUGCUGUUGCUGCACAAUCUGCGGAACCUAUGAUUGUUGUCAAUGUUAAUGACCGCCUGGGAACGAAGGCUGCGAUCCCGUGUCUUGCGUCUGACCCGAUUAAAUUGUUUAAAGCACAGGUGGCCGCCCGCAUUGGACGUGAACCGCAUGAGAUUUUAUUGAAACGCCAGGGUGAACGACCGUUCAAGGACCAUCUUACACUAGAGGACUAUGGAAUCAGCAAUGGCGUCCAACUGGAUCUGGAAGUUGGAACGGGCGACUAAGAGUAUCGUCCCUGUUAAAUCAUACAGGCCUUCACGAAGCGCAUGCGCAUGUCUGCAUUUUUACUAAAGAAAAGUUGUUCUUGUAUCAUAACGACGAUCGGGUAUGGAGUAAUAGAAAUUCAUCUUCUGGGUCGUUUUUCUUCUGCUUCUUUUGGGCUUUUGGCUGUGCACCUUGAAUCUGGUCCUGUAUCUAGGCCAAUCCAGACCGUGUGCUUCUAGAGCUUCGAUGUAACCGGGGAGCAGACAGACACAGUUCAGCAAGACACUUCUAUUGCCUCUGAGAUGGCUGGCAACCUAUACAAUUCCCUGGAUAUCGUCGAAUUCGUUCAUCACUGUCUUUCCUUUUUCCUAUUUCGGACAUCCGCUAGCCAAAAACGGUAAUUCAUGCCUGAGGCUAGAAUGCAUUACCCCGAGGUUCCACUUAACGAGGCUUUUUUUUUUUUUCCC
Molecule: messenger RNA, 1074 nt
Organism: Aspergillus ruber CBS 135680
Lineage: Eukaryota; Fungi; Ascomycota; Eurotiomycetes; Eurotiales; Aspergillaceae
Product: ubiquitin-like protein HUB1
Exons: 3
Coding region: 49-627 (192 amino acids)
Biological process (GO): protein modification process; mRNA splicing, via spliceosome
Cellular component (GO): nucleus; cytoplasm
Molecular function (GO): protein tag activity
Source: RefSeq, a predicted model, not a curated record